AUGGAUCUAUAGUAAUAUGUUUUAUAAAAAAUUCAGGGACUAUUAUAGUAGCUGGUGAUUAUCAUUCGGUGUGCACUUUGUAAGAGGGAAAACACAUCCCAGAUAUUCGACUUUUUAUCGAAAGGUAUACAACGUCAAAACGAGAAAUGGGUGUGAAAGGUCUCUUGUCCUUUCUUAAAGACAAAAUGGACUCGGUCGACCUGUUUGAUGUUGCCCGGGAAAGAGAUGGCAUAGAAAUACUGGCCGAUUUCUAUGCCUUUGAGAAUGCUCUGCUCAUGAGCAUGUGGAGGGUCUUGGAUGAGGAGGUUUACGGAAACUACUACCUUAGGCUGGGACUUGGCGAGUACGACAACAUUGACAAGUACCUAAAGAACGUCAUCUACGACCUACGCUCCCAUGGCGUCGAGUUAGUGUUCUACGUUGAUGGUGCGCGGGGAAGUUCAACUUACCAGUGUGAGAGGAAGCUGGACAAGUGGAAAGAAGGACACAAGGGAUUGUUAAAGAAACUUCGUCAUCCGUUAGAGGUUUGCAGCGGUACGAAGUGGGGCCUGCCUUUCGAUCCUGCCGUUCUUCCGGUUUUAUUGGAAGCGCAAUUCUUCCAAACGCUGAAGGAAUGCAUGUGCGAGAUCAACCAGUUGGCCUCCGGCGAAGUUGAUUACACCGUGGCGAAUGACCUCGUUAAGCGCCCAAAAGCCUAUGCGAUACUCGGUAACGACACCGACUUUUGUAUCUUCAAAGAAAGUGUUUUCAUUCAUGUUGAUCAGUUCAAGAUGCCAACAGAUUUAGGUCUUGGAACAGGGCCUAAUGCAGAACUCAACAGUUUACCUGCUCAAGUCAUCACGCAAGAGAAGUUGUCAGAUAUUCUUGGGUUCGGACAUCACAGCGAGUUGAUUGAGUUCGCGAUUCUCUGCGGCAACGAUUUCACCUUCCCUGAACUCAACCGAUUAAAUCUGAAAGAGAAACUUGGACUACGUAACAGAUGGGAGCAGCACAUACGUGAGGUCGCAUAUUGGGUCAAAGCGAAUAACAAGGUUGAUAAUCAUCCGUUGGUGGUACAAGAAGAGAAACUGAUGAAGGGAGUUCACUACUCCCGGAUCUUCUACAGCUUGGGUCCGCUGUCUUCCGAGCCAGUUGGUACAGGUGGAGAGAUGACCAAUCACAUCGCAAAGGGCAUAACCGAAAUCAAGUACCCAGCCACUGUCAUGUCGAUGCACAACAAGUUCUACUGGCACAGACACCUGCUAGAGGAUACAAGCCCUGGACAGCCCAGCGUGGAGGAGGAGUUGACGGAACUCCGACGGUACAUUUACAAGUUCCUUCUGCCGGGUGACGAGGACUUCGUGAUGGAACAUGGUAGGACCCCUCAUAAAGAUCUCGUUGAAAGGAAGGUGACGCCAUCAUCAAAAUUUUCAAUAGAUCUCCUCCGGAUCCAUCAAAUAUGUCCUGAUGACCUGCAAAAGAACCUCGAGACAUUUCACACGAUCAUGACACACCAAGAACAUGGGUCUGCCUUCAGGAUGAGUAUCAGCCAUUAUGACAAGAGAACGAGUUUUCUCGCCUGCGUUCUGCGGUACUUCCUCAUCAUGAACAAAGGGAAGAACCUUAACAUCACCCAUGAGGAGUUCCACGCUUUGGCGGCAAUGGCAUUUGCUAAGGAUGCAGCCUUGAAUGUGGAGUUUUAUAUCGGGCUUGCGAUCCGCCCAAGUGUAAGAUGUGUUACCAUCGGAAACUGGUUUCAGGCAGUUUUUCGGUAUGCAUUUGACUACAUUGGUAAAAUUCUGAGGGUGUCACAUGAGUUCCCUCUUCCGAGAGAAGUCUUCAGUGGCUCAGUGUGGACUGCCUUCUACAUGCUUCGGUCGGCAAGAGAGGAAGUUUUCGCAAUGAAAUGGAAACACCCAGUCCGGAUAGAGCACUCCGAUCAAGGCCGCGUUGAUAACGAAAUGAAGAAGAUCAUAGAGGGAAGAACAGGCGUUCUUCUUGAUAUCAUGGAAGGAUACCUGUUGCCGCAUGAUGUUUCGACCCCCCACGAAGCUAGAGGUCAGCAACACCGAGGUUCGCAACCACCAAUUUACGGCCGUGGUGCAGGACAGUCACAACGAUGGACCACGGCGCAAACCCAUCCUGGAGGAGCCAGAGGGAACCGUGGUGGAGCCUAUGGAUAUAGCCUCGACCAUUAUUAGAGGAGUACACUGACAGAAAUCACUAAGGUGUCAGCAUGCAUGGACGUAAAUUCAGACUGCAUCGCCGGAGGCGGUGGUGGUAGGCAAAUAUAUCCCAGGAUGCUUUUUAGUCAAAUGCCACUAAGAAAUACCAAAGAAUGGUGUCUGGCAUACAUGUACAUGUAUAGGAGAUCGCUGGUGAUUGGCUGCUGUGUGAGUAAUUUCAGUCCCCUCUAGAAAGUGUCCUAGUACCUUAGAUGGUAAGUGUACAAAAUAAUCCUGACGUGUAGAAAGCUUAGUUUACUCGAGAACUGUUCUUACAGAUACUGGGCACAUUGAGGCUCUCAGGUCCGCCCGUCAGGACAGACCAGAGGCAGGGUGACAACUGAUACCAACUUUUCAAUGUUGUUCGCAUCCGUAUAUCCCUGCUCACGCGCACAUCUAUUCUUGAAACAGAUCCUAAAACACAUUGUAUAAAGAGCGAUUUUUUAUCAAGGUCAACUUCUAUUUUUAAACCAAAAUUUUAAAAGUCUAUUUGAAAGAAAUCGUGCUUACAAAAGAGGUGAUGAGUUGUCACGCGUGCGUCACCCCGCUGAGAGAUACCCAAUUUCUUGAUGUGACCAACAGUGUGCUCCCCACCUCUAUCAACUAAAUGUACAAGUAUGUGCCGAGGCGUUGGGACGUGUGUGCAGUUUUAAACAAUGACACUGGACAUUAUAUCAUAAAUCAUCUAAAUAAUUAUCUGUUUUGUCUAUUUGUUCAGCUACUAAUGUUUUUAUCCGGCGCUAUUAUUUAGUAUCCAUUAUAAUUUUACAUGGAAUUUAGACCUCACUGCAUGUAAAAGCGAGUAAAACCUGUACUACACUAUGCAAUUGUAUUGCUUUAAAUUUAUCU
Molecule: messenger RNA, 3053 nt
Organism: Lineus longissimus
Lineage: Eukaryota; Metazoa; Nemertea; Pilidiophora; Heteronemertea; Lineidae
Exons: 9
Coding region: 147-2180 (677 amino acids)
Source: RefSeq, a predicted model, not a curated record